GUCGCGCGACCAAGGCAGGGCGCGUUCAGGAUCAAAGCGCCGCUCCGGGAUUUAUCAGUGACGGAAUAAAGCGUUUGUCUGUAGUUGUGUUAACGUUAUAAUAACGUUAGUUAUCGAAAUAAGCCACAUCCGCUCGGUAUUAGAAACUCAAACUAAAAAAUCAUCAACAAGAGAAACGUGAGAAGAUAAAAUAGGUCAGUGUGGUGAGAUCUGCUUCCGGUGGUAAAGGUCAGCUCGCACGAGAAAAAAAAAAAAAAAAAAAAAAAAAAAAAGGCAAGGACCCAAGAAAACCUUCGGGAACCAACAGAAAACCUUCAGAAAACCAACAGAAAACAUGUCCCACACCAUCCUGCUGGUGCAGCCCACCAAGAGGCCCGAGGGAAGGACGUACGCCGACUACGAGUCCGUCAACGAGUGUAUGGAAGGUGUGUGUAAGAUGUACGAGGAGCAUUUAAAGAGAAUGAAUCCCAACAGCCCGUCGAUAACGUACGACAUCAGCCAGCUGUUUGACUUCAUCGAUGACCUGGCUGACCUCAGCUGUUUGGUGUAUCGCGCCGACACACAGACGUACCAGCCGUACAACAAGGACUGGAUUAAAGAGAAGAUCUACGUGCUGCUCCGCCGUCAGGCCCAGCAGGCGGCGAAGUGAGGCCCCUGAGCGAGGGCGGAGGGUCCAUGUGGUUUUUCUUAUCCGUAACAGUUUUUAAGUUGUUUUGAGACGUUUGACAGUUUUUAAAGUUUUUU
Larimichthys crocea (large yellow croaker) is the source of this 744-nucleotide messenger RNA. Its product is annotated as enhancer of rudimentary homolog. The coding region runs from base 335 to 649 and encodes 104 amino acids. NCBI's taxonomy places the organism in Eukaryota, Metazoa, Chordata, Actinopteri, Sciaenidae. The record is from RefSeq and is a predicted model, not a curated record. The transcript is spliced from 4 exons.